CCCCGCUAGCCCCGCGGCGUCCAACUCGGUAGUCUCGGAGGCUCGCAGGAUUGGGGAGAAGAUGGCGGAGGAGGAGUUCUCCAACACAACCCAGGAGAGCGUCAACUUCACCCUUCACGCCACCCUGGGUGUCACCACGAAGCUGGUGCUCCCGACACCUGCCAAGCCCAUCCUUCCAGUGCAGACAGGGGAGCAGGCCCAGCAGGAGGAGCAGUCUAGUGGCAUGACCAUUUUCUUCAGCCUUCUCGUCCUAGCCAUCUGCAUCAUCCUGGUGCACCUGCUCAUCCGGUACCGACUGCACUUCCUGCCCGAGAGUGUGGCUGUCGUUUCUCUAGGUAUUCUCAUGGGGGCAGUUAUAAAACUUAUAGAGUUUAAAAAGCUGGCAAAUUGGAAGGAGGAAGAAAUGUUUCGCCCCAACAUGUUUUUCCUUCUCUUGCUCCCACCAAUCAUCUUUGAGUCCGGCUACUCACUGCACAAGGGGAACUUCUUUCAGAACAUCGGCUCCAUCACCCUCUUUGCUGUCUUUGGAACGGCGAUCUCUGCUUUUGUAGUAGGUGGAGGAAUUUACUUUCUGGGUCAGGCUGAUGUAAUCUCUAAACUCAACAUGACAGACAGUUUUGCAUUUGGCUCCCUCAUAUCUGCCGUUGACCCAGUAGCCACUAUCGCGAUUUUCAAUGCACUGCACGUGGACCCUGUGCUCAACAUGCUGGUGUUUGGAGAAAGCAUCCUCAACGACGCAGUCUCCAUUGUCCUAACCAACACGGCUGAAGGUCUAACAAGAAAACAUAUGUCGGAUGUCAGUGGGUGGCAAACAUUCUCACAGGCCCUCGGGUACUUCCUCAAAAUGUUCUUUGGCUCUGCGGCACUUGGCACACUGACUGGCUUGAUUUCUGCAUUGGUGCUGAAGCACAUUGACCUGAGGAGAACGCCUUCCCUGGAGUUUGGCAUGAUGAUCAUUUUUGCUUAUCUGCCAUAUGGGCUGGCAGAGGGAAUCUCACUCUCAGGCAUCAUGGCUAUCCUGUUUUCUGGCAUCGUGAUGUCACACUACACACACCAUAACCUCUCCCCAGUCACCCAGAUCCUCAUGCAGCAGACCCUCCGGACUGUGGCCUUCCUGUGUGAAACGUGUGUGUUUGCAUUUCUUGGCCUGUCCAUUUUUAGUUUCCCUCACAAGUUUGAAAUUUCCUUUGUCAUCUGGUGCAUAGUGCUGGUACUAUUCGGCAGAGCAGUCAACAUCUUCCCUCUGUCCUACCUGCUGAACUUCUUCCGAGAUCACAAAAUCACCCCCAAGAUGAUGUUCAUCAUGUGGUUCAGUGGCCUUCGAGGGGCCAUCCCCUAUGCACUGAGCUUGCAUCUGGGCCUGGAGCCCAUGGAGAAGCGGCAGCUCAUUGGUACCACCACCAUUGUUAUUGUGCUCUUCACGAUCUUGCUGCUGGGCGGCAGCACCAUGCCCCUCAUCCGCCUUGUGGACAUUGAGGAUGCCCGGGCACGCCGCAGGAGCAAGAAGGAUGUCAACCUCAGCAAGACUGAGAAGAUGGGCAAUGCCAUCGAGUCAGAACAUCUGUCGGAGCUCACCGAGGAGGAGUACGAAGCCCACUACAUCAGAAAGCAGGACCUCAAAGGCUUCAUGUGGCUGGACGCCAAGUACCUGAACCCCUUCUUCACACGGCGGCUGACACAGGAGGACCUCCACCAUGGGCGCAUCCAGAUGAAAAGCCUCACCAACCAGUGGUAUGAAGAGGUCCGCCAGGGCCCGUCAGGCUCUGAGGACGAUGAGCAGGAGCUGUUCUGAGCCUACAAUGUCUUGGGCCUGGAAGAAGAUGCCUCCUCGUACAGCCUUCUCAGAACACAAGAUGGUAGGUCAAGGGCUAGUCUUAGCUAGGAAGAAGCUUCAGGCCUUUGGAGAGUGCUGGCUUCAGAAAUAUGAUCGGCCUCCAUGACUCACGGAACCAGACCUGCCCCAACGUUGUUUCUGGGCCUACAGACAUGGGCAGCAGCCAGCCCCUUUCUGCUUCUGUGCCAGGCCACAGAGAAAACUUGGCCGGCUGGCUUGCUCAGCUCACACUGUGCUUGGGCCAUGCCUUCCUCUCAUCUCUGGAGCAACUACUGGCAGGCACAUCUGCUGUUUGUCUCUGCACUGUCAAGGAGCCUUGGUAGCAGCAGCAGCAGCAGCAGCAGCCUCAACCUGGUGCCAAGGCCAAGAGAUUUUGAAAGCCUCACACUCCCUGUCCUGUGUCCUGCGUUCCCAAAGAAAAAGGCUAAAGGACCUUUUUUUGACAUGGAACUGGCACCUCUCAGCCUGCCUUUGGGCAGGCAGCUGCAGCCCUCCUGUGGGCAUACUGCAAAUGUUUACACUGGUACCUGGCAAGGUUCAGCCUGCGGGCUUCUAGGAAAGGUGUUGGCCUAUCCCCUGGUUUUAGAGUACUCUCUGAAGAGACAAAGGGGGUCUUUAGACCCUGUAAGCACAGGGUCCUUGGGGACACCUUUCCUAAGUGUGGGAGCCACCUCCACAUCCUCUCUCCUCUCCACCAGUCUCCUCCUUCAUUCUUGUCCUCUGCCCAGAGGCCUCUUACUAGACCCUAUAGUGUGAAGCUCCUCCCACCCAGCUGCUGUUGAGAGCCCAGCCUUUUACCAGUUCCUGGAGCUUGGGUCCUCGCCCUCCAUGCCGGGCCUCGGAUCUCCAAGACACUGGGAUAGUGGCCAGAGCACAGCGUGUGCAUGUCUCAGGCUAAGGCACACCACAGUCAGUGGUCACUGCCUGAUGUCCUCGCCAGCCCUUUAUAGCUGCUGCCCAUCCAUGGCCUUCAGCAACUGUCCAUGUGGCCCGAGGCCUUCCUUGCAUCCUGGUGGCAUAGUUGUUGUGUAUGGCAUUGGCUCACAAUGGGGACACAGUGGGUCUGAGUGGGUUUUUUGCAGGUGUUUUGCACCUCAGGUGCUGUGGUUCUGAUGUUGGCAGACAGCCAGGCCUCUGAGGCCCUCCACCUCACUCUGCUGCACAAAGUGGCAGAGUUGGAAGCAUGUAGUUUGCUUCUGUACAUAAGGUCACUUAUCCUUGGCACAGCCAAGAUAGGGUCUUCUUCUUUGUCUCUCACCUGAACCCUGGAGCUGGAGCCACCUAUGGCCUUGUGUGAUUGGGAGUGGGGCUGGCUGGGCUCAGGCUUAUCUCUGGGAUGGAAGCUGCUUCCCAAGCCCAAUACUUGCCAAGAUUUCUUUUUAAUCCUUAACUUCAUAGAUGACACAGUAAGGCAUCGGGUGUUACUCUCUCGGCCUCGGCCCCAGGCCUCUCGGACAUGCCAGCUUUUAGCUGAGACCGGAAGUGGGCUCCCGGGAGCUUGGUGGGAGCUGCUGCUCCAGCUCUGCAUGUCAGUAGGCACUCCGCCCCUUCCUGGGAAUGUGGGCGAGUACCCAACCUGCCAGGGCCACAGCCAGGAGCAGAGCUCUAGAGGGAUCUCUCAGAUGAGAGACAAAGUGCUGCCGUCACCUCCUCCACCCCGCUAGUCCUGUUGUGUGCAGCAGAGAGUGUGUGCAUGGUAGAUGACCCCGUUGUUCGGCAAAGUUCAGUCUAGGCCAAGAGAUAGGCCAGCUGGGCACACGGAAGGUAAUGCUUCAGAGUGAGGGACAGGGGUGCCCUUGGAGAUCUGGCACUUAGUAUAGUGGUGGCCCAUCCCUACAGAACAUAUGAGCCAGUUCUUGGAAUCAGUGAGUGACCUGCUUUCUGCAGUGCUGUGGUCACAGGGUCCCCCAGACAGCCACAUGCAGCAGCAUCUUGGGGGUAAAACCUGACAGCCAGAGGGCUUGGUAUGCAGAGUCCUUUCUGUGCACCAGAAUGCCAAGGGACUGAGCAGAGAGCCAUCUUAAAACCCACACUAAGAACUACUAGGUCCACAUGCCCAUGGUAGGUUCUGGACUGGGUGGCUGCUGCCCAGCCCCCUCCCCACUUAGUUAUGGAGGUACAUAUGGUAGAGGUCAGCUGUUCCUGGCUCCCAUGUGAGGAGGAAUUCAGUAGCUGUCUACCACCCGUGAGCCUUCUAAGGUGCCACAUGGAGUCAGGAGCCCUCCCCAUUCUCAGAAAUAGCAGCUUGAUUUCUCUGCUGGCUGGUGCCUAGGAAACCAGGUCCAAGUCCCUGGCUUCUCUCAGGGCCCGAGCCAGGCUGUGUUAACUGAAACUGAAUGGUGGGUGGUAGGGCCUUCUGGUGGCCCUGCUUCUCCAUGCUGCCUUCCCACCUGUCCACCCAGUUUCAGACGGGGAGGUGCCAUGGCCCCUCACCCAGGCACAAUCAUGUGCAGAGGUGCUGGGACAGGCCACCCUUGGUGGCUGUGGCCCUGCUCUAGAACCAUGGUAGCACAGGCUGGGGACUGGUGGAGUCCCCCUGCUUCCACUAGGGCUGAAGGCUCUCCACAAACCUGGACUCCACUCUUCUCUGACAGUGGGAGGUUUGGGGAGCGUUAGUUUUCUGUUGUGAUUAGGAGGCUGGCUGGGAGCCACAUGUAUAAGGUUCCUGGGGCCUGGGGGAACCUUUGCUGCUUUCUGGGCAGGGCCUGGGCAGGGGGAACUGUGUCACUCUGCAGGCGCUCACCUUGGCCUGCCACUGAAUGGGAGGUCACAGCACUGGACGGUUAGAAAUAAAAUGCUGUGGAAGUAGA
Onychomys torridus (southern grasshopper mouse) is the source of this 4644-nucleotide messenger RNA. It is a transcript of the gene Slc9a8, whose product is annotated as solute carrier family 9 member A8. Gene Ontology annotation, cellular component: membrane; Golgi apparatus. Gene Ontology annotation, molecular function: sodium:proton antiporter activity. Bases 62 to 1792 code for a protein of 576 amino acids. The transcript is spliced from 16 exons. NCBI's taxonomy places the organism in Eukaryota, Metazoa, Chordata, Mammalia, Rodentia, Cricetidae. Gene Ontology annotation, biological process: regulation of pH; proton transmembrane transport; sodium ion transport. The record is from RefSeq and is a predicted model, not a curated record.